Molecule: messenger RNA, 774 nt
Organism: Penicillium odoratum
Lineage: Eukaryota; Fungi; Ascomycota; Eurotiomycetes; Eurotiales; Aspergillaceae
Product: Ulp1 protease family protein
Exons: 7
Coding region: 1-774 (257 amino acids)
Biological process (GO): proteolysis
Molecular function (GO): cysteine-type peptidase activity; deNEDDylase activity
Source: RefSeq, a predicted model, not a curated record
AUGUUGGACGGCUUGCAGAAGAGAAUGCGGGGGAGGUUUAAUGAUAGGUUGACGCCGGAAGAUGCUUUCUUGAGUUACUAUGACGUUCGGUUGACUAGAGAGGAUAUGCAGACUCUCAAGAACGACUGGCUCACGGAUAAUGUGAUUUCAUUCUGGGAGGAAUACCUCGAACACGAAUUUCUCGCAAAAUACCAAUCCUCCAACAUCAUACUCCUCCGACCUAGCAUGUCAUUUAUGCUCGCCCAAACUCGCGACCCUCGAACUCUCCGCGAGGCUCUCCCUGACUUCUCUCGUGCCACCCACGUCUUCCUCCCCAUCAACGACUGUCGCAAUGUCACACAAGCAGAAGGCGGCUCGCAUUGGUCGCUGCUACUCAUUUCCGUCGUUGACCGCAUUGCAUUCCACUACGACUCGCUAUACCAAGGGAACCAGUGGGAGGCUGCAGAUGUGACGAGGAAGUUCGGAGCUUUGUUGAACUUGCCUAUCAGCUUCAUGCAUCUGCGCGACUCGCCCCAGCAGGAUGGCGGCAGCGACUGUGGUGUAUUUGUUUGUCUAAACAUGCGGCAUCUUCUGCUCAAGCGACUGCUCAUGGCUAGUGCACAAGAGAAAAUUAGCAUGAGUCUUGGGGGACGGAAGGUUGAUGCCUCCGCUGGACGCAAGGAGAUGGCGAAGAUCAUUGAGGGAUUCCGUAAAGAGGGCGAGCGUCGACGAUCAAACAGUGUCAGUCGGAGUCCCAUGGGGAAGAAGUCUCGGAGCCCACCACGGAUUGAAUAA